GUGCGGUAGGACUGUAAGGCUGGUAGUGUUACCAUUAUCAGCUGGCGGUUUCCGGGUGUUCAGUAGUAGCUGCGAAGUGGUGGCAGGAAGUGCAGGUUUUAUGCUGCAUCCCAACGCUGCAUGGAAGGAGCUUUGGCUGUGGAAAACAAUUUAUCACCAGAUUAAUCUGAUCUUUGGAGUGUGAAAUUGCUGAAGACUCAUCCAUUAGAAGCAGCUUCCUUGGCUUCAUUUCAACGUUGAAGAAAAGAGUUUAACUUCUAAGUGUUUGCAGAGAACUUGACACGUUGCUGGUGGACUCUAGAAUUAACAAAAAGGCUUUCAUGUCUCAAAGUAAUAACAAUGCACUAAGAGCUGUAUCCAUAGCUGAAAGCACUGAACAGCUGCAGAAAGACCCUGCAAAAACCAUGGCUACAGCAGCUGAUGCUCUGGGAAGUUUAUCUAUUGAUGCAACCCACCUCACCAUGUCCGUUACCGACCCCACAGCGUGGGCUACUGCGAUGAAUAAUCUCGGGAUGGUCCCUGUAGGACUGGCUGGGCAGCAGCUAGUUUCAGACUCCCUCUGCGUACCAGGCUUUGAUCCAAGCCUGAGUAUGAUGACUGGCAUAACUCCAAUCAAUCCAAUGAUGGCUGGCAUGGGUCUCUUACCACCUCCACCAACACAGCUGCCUAUUGUGAAAGAAAUUAUACACUGUAAAAGCUGCACCCUCUUUCCUCAAAAUCCUAAUUUGCCUCCACCUUCUACAAGAGAGCGGCCUCCAGGUUGUAAAACUGUGUUUGUUGGAGGAUUACCCGAAAAUUCCUCAGAUGAGAUUAUUCUGGAGGUCUUUGAGCAAUGUGGAGAAAUUACAGCAAUUCGUAAAAGCAAGAAGAAUUUCUGUCACAUUCGAUUUGCUGAAGAGUUCAUGGUUGAUAAAGCCAUUUACUUAUCUGGUUACCGAAUGAGACUAGGAUCAAGCACAGACAAAAAGGACUCUGGUCGCUUACACGUAGAUUUUGCCCAAGCAAGAGAUGACUUUUAUGAAUGGGAAUGCCAACAGAGAUUAUUUGCAAGGGAAGAGCGUCAUCGGCGCAAACUAGAAGUAGAUUACUUUGGGCCCCCAUCACCGCCCUCAAUCAUGCAUUAUUCUGAACAUGAAGCCACGGUGCUUGCUGAGAAGCUUAAAGAUGACAACAAAUUCUUAGAAGCCAUUUCUAUUCUCCUAACUUGGAUAGACAGAGGAGAGGUGAAUCGAAGGACAGCAAACCAGUUCUACUCUAUGGUCCAGUCAGCAAACAGUCAUGUUCGACGAUUGACAAAUGAGAAGGCAACACAUGAGGAAAAGCUGGAAGAAGCCAAGGAAAUCUAUAAAACUGAGCUCCUAGGAAUUCUUACUCAAUUUGAGCAGAUUGUGGCCGUUUUCAACGCUUCCUCCAGACAAAAAGCAUGGGACCAUUUCUCCAAAGCCCAGCGCAAGAAUAUUGACAUGUGGCGGAAGCACUGCGAGGAACUGCGAAAUGCACAAAGCGAGCAGCUAAUGGGCAUCCGACGAGAAGAGGAGAUGGAAAUGUCUGACGAUGAGAGCAGUGAUAUCCCUAACAAGAAAGCCAGAGUGGAAGAGUCAGCUUUAGCUGCCCAAGCGUAUGCAUUAAAGGAAGAGAAUGACAGUCUACGGUGGCAAUUAGACGCCUACAGGAACGAAGUUGAACUUCUGAAACAAGAAAAAGGACAUCAUGCACGAACAGAAGAAAGCUUGACCAAGGAUCAGCAGUUGCAGUUUUUACAACAAGCAAUGCAAAAUAUGCAACAGCAAUUAGUAGCCAUGCAGGAGGAGUUAAACAACAAGAAGAGUGAGCUAGAGAAAGCCAAGGAGGAACAAACACAUGCAAAUGCCCUCGUGAAUGUUCUCAAGGAGCAGCUUAAAAACACCAAAGAAGUUGCAGAUUCCAAUAACCACGACUACCUCACCAAAGAAAACGGUACUGUCACUGUCGCGGUGUUAAAUCAUGAUGAAGAGAAGGAUUCCGAAAAACAAAGACAGGUUCUGAAGUCAGAGAAAGAAGCCUUGCUCAUAGGUAUCAUUUCAACAUUUCUAAAUGUCCAUCCGUUUGGAGCAAAUAUAGAAUACUUGUGGUCGUACCUUCAACAACUGGACUCCAGGAUAUCGGCUAAUGAAAUUGAGUCUUUACUCAUGAGGUUACCUCAAAUGUUCAAACAAGAAUUCACUGGUGUAGGAGCCACACUGGAAAAGCGAUGGAAAUUCUGUGCCUUCGAGGGAAUCAAAACAACUUGACUUCGCAUGGUUGUAGAGACAUUUAGCUAAAUGCUGUAGCAUGGCAGAUUAUAAAGUAUUCCUUAGGCAGUGGACAUUUUGCAAGGCCGAUGAACUUGAACUUUAGUUACAUCUGUGAUGUGCUCUUGUGAUUGAAGAUGUCAUUGUGCAAGUCCCUCCGCUUUUGUUUCCGAAUUGUGAUAGAACUCUUUGCUGUACAGGUAAUUACAUUGGAUUUUUCAUUUAAAUCUAGAUAGCUCUGAAAAUGUGUAGUUCCGUAUUAAUGGUUGCAUAGAAGAGUUAGAAGGACAAACAACUACUGAAAGUGACGUACACAGUAGACCAUUAGUUUAUAGGCCCAGAAAUGGUUUUAAGCCUCUUCUCAUAAGAAUUUUAAGUUGAUACAAUUUGGAAAUUGAACAGUAACACAGUUUUUUUUUUUCUAUUUAAUUGUCCUAAGACUCUAUCACACAUUUAGGCAACCUGUAGCUUAUCAGAUGUUACAGAAGACACUGUUAACCGGCAUUCUGCCAUACACCACAUAGAACCCAAGCGUUCAGCAAACAGAUAAAUUACAGAUUGUCUACCUCUGACCUUCAGAGAAGAUACUUGAAGUCUACCUUACCGAGAUGCACCUGCUUUUGUGUUACUUGGCAGAAUGCCCUAUAAUAGGUUAGGGUAGCUCUUAACAUGUCCCCUUUAACGACGUAACCCUGAUGUGUCAUUGUAGGGUGAAACAAUUCUCAUCUGGCAUGUCCAAGCCUUUUAAGAUUUGACCAUUUGCCCAAAAUUGCAGACCAUAUACAGGCCAAUGAUAAGGCAUAUUCAGUUCAGAUUUUUUAUCUUGGUGUUUCAGCAGGUUUUAGUAUUGCCAGGAGAGAUUAAACAGUGUGAGCCUACUGCUUGAAAGAAAAACAAAAUUUAUUAUUUUUCUAAUACAAAUCACAGACCAGAGUAAGACAGCAUAUACUGUAAAUUUAUCUUCCUGAUGUAAAUAUGGAGCAAAAUAUUGUUUUUUUUUCUGUAUUGGUAUGUAAUAUAUUCCGAUAUAUGCAUCAGAAUAUUCAACUGCAUUGUUCACAAAUUUUAUAUUAAAUACUUGAAAAUAAUGUUUUCCAAUAAAUAUUAUUGUACUUACAA
Messenger RNA from Bufo bufo (common toad), 3389 nucleotides. RefSeq names its product ecto-NOX disulfide-thiol exchanger 1 (gene ENOX1). Gene Ontology annotation, biological process: ultradian rhythm. The coding region runs from base 321 to 2270 and encodes 649 amino acids. Gene Ontology annotation, cellular component: plasma membrane; external side of plasma membrane. The record is from RefSeq and is a predicted model, not a curated record. The transcript is spliced from 18 exons. Gene Ontology annotation, molecular function: protein-disulfide reductase activity; RNA binding. NCBI's taxonomy places the organism in Eukaryota, Metazoa, Chordata, Amphibia, Anura, Bufonidae.